AUGGUUAUCAAAAAUCAAGCAAUGGGUAAUCAGAAUGCCUCUAAGGAUACUUCGUCCGCCGAAGAUAUAGUUUAUGACCCCAGGAAAUGGCGAAAUUCGCCUUAUACUCGAGCUACUUCAGCUCCUUCUUUGACAGCAAAUACUGGCGCGAACCAGUCGUCACUUAACGUUGGCGGGUUCGACUCAGCAUCCAAACCUCAACCUCUGAAAGGAACAACUCGACGCUGCCCCCGAAGACAAGCUAAACUGCAUCCAGGUUCGCAUCUAACUACCGUCAAGCAAGGUCGUCUCAUUAAAAAACCAUUCGACCAAGAUUAUAAACUUCUUAGGGUUAUUGGUAAAGGCGGUUUUGCAUUUGUAUGUUCCACCGAGGAGAGAGCUACAAACAAGCUAUUUGCUGUCAAGAUGGAAUUGAAACAUUCAGAAAAGGCAUCAUUACACCGAGAGUGGAAUUUGCACAAGAAGUUGAAUCACGCAUCGAUUCUUCGUGUUUAUGAUUUCUACACAUACGCAGACGAAUGCCCCAGAAUGGUGAUGGAAUUAGGGCAGAAGACCAUGUUCGACAUGUUUGGCGAGAAAGAAUACAUCGAAGAGACUCGAAUGAAAAUUUACUUCAAGGACAUUCUAUUGGGGCUCGAAUACUUGAAAUCUAAGAAUAUCUUGCAUCGCGAUAUAAAGCCAGGAAAUAUGAUUCUUGGGCGCGGCUCGGGUGGAUGUAUGAUGAUAGCAGACUUCGGCUUGGCAGACCAUUUGGUAGGUGGCAGAAGAAACAAGAAAACCUCAAGAAAAGGAACAUUGCAUUAUAUGGCACCGGAAUGCUUCAACAAGGAACUUCAAAUUACUGGUUUAGGAUUCGAGGUAGACCUUUGGGCAGCAGGGGUCUCCCUCUUUCAAUGCCUAGUGGGCUAUCUUCCUUUUGAUUCCGUUGAACCAGUGGAUGACGAGAAACAACAGAGGAAAAAUACGAAGUUGAUGAUUGAAAACGGCAAAGUGUCCCUAGAUUUCGAGAGCGGUACGCUGGGUCAGCCUAUCAGUCAAGAAGUAAUCGAUCUUUUGGCGGGAAUGUUGGAAAAAGACUUUGAAAAAAGAUUGACAGUUGAGGACUGUCUUGAAUACGAGUGGAUGUCCGGAUAA
Botrytis byssoidea is the source of this 1134-nucleotide messenger RNA. RefSeq lists its product as uncharacterized. Gene Ontology annotation, molecular function: protein kinase activity; ATP binding. NCBI's taxonomy places the organism in Eukaryota, Fungi, Ascomycota, Leotiomycetes, Helotiales, Sclerotiniaceae. The record is from RefSeq and is a predicted model, not a curated record. The transcript is spliced from 5 exons. Bases 1 to 1134 code for a protein of 377 amino acids. Gene Ontology annotation, biological process: regulation of cytokinesis; mitotic cell cycle; protein phosphorylation. Gene Ontology annotation, cellular component: cytoplasm; spindle pole; centrosome.